AUAGAGUGUUGUUGAAUACUACAGUUUUUUAACUAAUCCCCAAGGGAGCAAAAGGGAAAUGUUUGCCAAUUCUUCUGUUUUAAAACGUUCUUGAAUUUGACUUGCUGCCUUGUUGGCCUGUAAGAUUGGCACGACGAUAUGUCGAUGCAGUGGUUCGUCGACACGCAGCUCUCACAAUGGCAGCCGGUCUGGACCCGUUGGAGGAGAGGACGCACUGUAUAUAUAUACUUGCUACGUUAGGCUAGUGAUCAAUGUCGGAUCUCGCUAACACCGCUGCCACAUAUGUGAGCGCUGCUGUGUAUAUUUAAGUGUAUCCACGCACUAGAAUUAAACGAGUGUAGUAAACGCUGGAACACUGGUCAUUAGUGAAGGACGAUCAGGCGGAUUGGGAAGCACAUGGUUAACGCGUUUACCCUGAAAAUACAGGUUUGCUUGUGUUAAGUGUGGAAAAGUGUGCUCGGCGCGAGGCUAGGGCAGUUAUCAGUGAGUCAAGCCAUCUCACGAUACUGCAUUGAAAUACAUCAACCAAGUGGAACUGGGCAACAAGAUGCGUAGUGGCGAAUUCUUGUGAACAACGAGCGGUAGGGGUGUUGACGCCGUUUCUUCUAUAUUUCAUUCUGAUGGAGCCGGAUGUCGAAAGAAGAGACAGUUAAAUGCGGGAAUUGGUUUCAAAAGGUGAAUAUUACUUUUGGCCAGCUAAACAUGUUAGUUCUUGUGAAAACGGCACAGGGAUAUCCUAUAGCCUAUCCUGAGGCCAAGCUUCGAGUCGUUGGAAAAUCGAUCGAUACUUGGAGAGUCGGACGGCACAGUGUUAUGGCCGUUAGCAGCAGACGAUAAAUUUGGCGGUCGUCUGCUUGCAAAGGGGAGAAGGAACAGAGGGUUGAUGAUUUAGAGAUUGAAGAAAUUUUGGAAGGAAAAAUGCAGCCAUGGCGGUUGUUAGCAUGUUCAACCAGGCUCCGUAUCGCCGCGCACACAGCAGUAGAGAAAGACUGAAUGUUGAUAACGAUGGCGGGGACUUGUGGAUAAGCCAAAGUGGCGAGAGACAUAACAAUAAUCACAGUUUAGAAUAUAAAUUGAGAAGCAAAGGUGGAGCUUCCUCUCGAUGUGGGCCUCACUUGGCUUCGAAUCAUACCUGCAAUAUCAAAACUUGUGAUAGAAUCUCUAUCAAUGUCAGUGGACAGUACUUCGAAACUUGGCGAGGGACUUUGGAAAAACAUCCUUCGACUCUUCUCGGUGACCCUCGAAAAAGACAGAAGUUUUAUGACAAAAGAAGAAAUGAGUACUUCUUUGAUCGACAUAGACCAGCAUUUGAAGCCAUCUUUAAUUAUUAUCAGUACGGGGGUAGGCUGAACCGACCUGAACCGGUACCGGAUGAUAUUUUCCUCACGGAGUUGGAAUUCUUUGAGAUUGAGAAAGACAUGAUUGAUGAAUACCGGAGGGAAGAAGGCUAUAUGACGGAAAAGAUAGUCCUUCCAGAACGCGGGUGGCAACGGAAGAUAUGGAUGGUCAUGGAAUACCCGGAAACAUCCUGUAUAGCCUAUGCCGUGGCAAUAAUAUCCGUUGUUAUUACCCUUCUUUCAAUUGUGCUCUUCUGCGUGGAAACACUACCGGUAUUCUCUACCAACCAUUGCUCUGCCGAAGGUAACCCUAAUUUCUUGGAUCCAUUCUUUGUUCUCGAGUCCAUUUGUACUGCAUGGUUCACGGUGGAGGUCCUUAUUCGGAUCGUCGUGUGUCCAAAUAAACCUCAGUUCUUCAAAGACUUCAAGAACCUUGUUGAUUGUACCGCAAUCAUUCCCUAUUAUGUCACUCUUUCAAAUGUGCUCACCAGUAUGAGUUGCGAAGACGCCAAAUCCAGUUCCUCUCUAUCUUUCCUCCGCGUUAUACGGUUGGUAAGAGUUUUCAAGCUAACCAAACACUCCGCCGGUCUACAGGUGCUUAUUUUAACAUUCAGGGCGAGUUUACAAGGGUUGUGCCUGUUUCUUGUAGCGAUUGUGGUGUGUAUACUGCUCUUUUCAAGUGCUAUAUACUUCGCGGAGAUGGGUAUAGAAGGCUCCCAUAUUCACAGUAUUCCGGACGGGUUCUGGUGGGCUAUCAUUACUAUGACAACAGUCGGAUACGGAGACAAAUACCCACUGGGACCCGUGGGAAAAAUAAUAGGAUCGAUCUGUGCCCUCGCGGGAGUGUUGACUCUUGCCAUCCCCGUACCAAUAAUUACUGAGAAUUUCAACAAAUUUUAUGCACAUAAGACUGGAAGAGGUAGAGUAUAGUGCGCGCACCUUUCCCCCUUCUUCAACCUUCUGCGUUUUUUUAUUUGUUUAGAUAAUAACGUAGUGAUCUCAUCUUAGAGGAUAUACGGUUUUACUCUCGCUUUGGAGCCACGAGCCACUGAUAUUUGUAUCCUUGCUGUUGAGGAGAUACUUGGACUGCAUGACGAGGAGUGUACCUUUUUCUCUACAUUUUAAAAGUUGUUUUCCCUUUAUUGCCGCACCGUAUGUGUAUAUGCGGGAUUUGCGAGUGUCUUGAUCUAUUUAUUGUAGUUUCUUGGAAGAUUUACACGAUUCGAAAGUGUCUUAUAUACGGAGUAUUUGAGUCUAUGCAACACGUUAUUCAGGUGGGUAGUUUAUUGUUACGAUGUUGCCGUGCAGCAUCGCUCCUAUUGUUGAUAACUCUCGUGUUAACAUUUUCAAAUGAGAUUUUUCUUUGAACGUUGCAACCAACAUGAUGUGGUCACCAUGAUGGUCCUUCAAAGGCCCUACCGGUCUACCUAUCUGUCCAAAAUACUAUCUCUGUUGUUAUCUUAGAACUAAGAUAGUGUUUUGGACCAGGCUGCUCUCGCUCUGUUUUGACACCAACCUUUCUCUUCAUGUAACAACGAUAACCUGAAUAAUCCAACUGUCUGUAAGCACAUCACAAUGCAAAUACCAGCUGACGUUGCAUGUCCUCUGAAACUAGGCAUCUGUAUCUUACGAAACAGAUGACAUUAUAAUCUCCAAAUAUUGUUUCCUUGUAUCAUAAUGGCAAUGUAAUUACAAAUAUUUUGGGAUAUAUUUUGCACGCAUAAUUAUAUUUGAUCUUAAUUAGUUAAAAUUAUCAAACUAAAUUAAUACACAGUUUAGGACCUUUACUGCCCUUAAAAGAAUACAUGCUGUUAUUUGCAAUGUAUGUCAUCCAUUCUAGAACCUAUGGCCCAAUGAAUUCAUGGGAACCACAUCGUGUAGCGUGAUAGUCAUGCCGAUUUCAAUAUAGCAUGUGUGCCUAGCCUGUUCAUUUCAACACAUGUGAGGGUGUCGAUUUCAGCAUGAAACACAGGACCCUGUCACGUGACAUGUACAUGCAGUUUGAAUGGAGUCAACCAAUUACUGUAUAAACCUUUACAUCAUUGAUGUUGACUGCAACAUUUGGAUGUUGAUUGCAACGGUUGUGAUGUUGAUUGCAGCGUCUAGGGUGUUGAUUUCAACGUCUGCGAUGUUGAUUUCAACGUCUAGGGUGUUGAUUUCAACGUCUGCGAUGUUGAUUGCAGCGUCUAGGGUGUUGAUUUCAACGUCUGCGAUGUUGAUUGCAGCUUCUAGGAUGUUGAUUUCAACGUCUGCGAUGUUGAUUGAAGCAUCUAGGAUGUUGAUGUCAACGUCAAUGAUGUUGUUUGCAACGUCUGUGGUGUUGACUGCAACGUUUGUGAUGUUGAUUGCAACGACUAUAAUGUUUUCUGUGACAUACUUGAUCUUCCAGCUUUUACUGCACAGAUUAUGUGCAUGACAGAUUCAGCACAAUUUACUCUUUUUAUUACACGAGUCAAAUAAGAUUUGUGCCAAAGAGAAUGUCCAAGUCUUGUGGAUAGUUUGGCUGACGGAUUGAAAGAAACCUUUUUCUCAACCUUUAUGCAACCAAUUUAGUUGUUUUUCACCAUGUCACCAACCAACGGAAUAAAUUCAUUUUCAUGCCA
Haliotis rufescens (red abalone) is the source of this 3940-nucleotide messenger RNA. Its product is annotated as potassium voltage-gated channel subfamily A member 1-like. Gene Ontology annotation, biological process: protein homooligomerization; potassium ion transmembrane transport. Lineage: Eukaryota; Metazoa; Mollusca; Gastropoda; Lepetellida; Haliotidae. Gene Ontology annotation, cellular component: voltage-gated potassium channel complex; membrane. The transcript has a single exon. The coding region runs from base 927 to 2267 and encodes 446 amino acids. The record is from RefSeq and is a predicted model, not a curated record. Gene Ontology annotation, molecular function: protein binding; delayed rectifier potassium channel activity.